AUAGGCAAUAAUAAUUACAUAAUUUACUUUUGCCUUGACUGCUUGACCGUCGCCACUCUUUGUUAUAAUAUUACGGACUGCGGUUGUCGGGUUCAAUAUCAUAGUAUCAUAACAAAAUAUAAUAAAUAUCAUAAUUUUUGAAAGCUCUAAGCACGACCGAUCUUCCGCGCUGACGAUACAUUGGCCUACACCAAUAUUUUCGCGACAAUUUUAUCACGAACCGUAUAUAGGAACCCGAAAACGUUCUAUUUCCUGGUCAGUGUGAUACCACAACCCGAUCGCCAGCACUCGUAGUUAAACAAAUACCCAAUUCAAAUAACAACGUUAUAAUAAUCUUUAAAUGUUUAAUUGUAUUAUUUACUAUUAUUUCAACAUUUAACCGCUGUGCGUGACGCACGUCGAACGUCUACGAUCAGUCGCCAUAUUGAUCGCGUAACGCGUUAUCAAUAUUUUAUUAUUAUUACUGCGUUCGGUGUUUGUUUUGCGUCUCGCGCCUACCAGCCACACACCGACACCGCGCGACGGACGAGUGAUAAAGAAUUAAUUGUUGGCCGUAACACGACAAUGGAGCUUGGAAACUCCGCCGCCGCCGCCGCCCGCCGUAUACGGUAGACGGGUAGUACUUUUUAGUUUUCACGACUUGGUUUCCACUUUAGUAUUCCGUAGGCCGUUCUCGUUUGUCACGGCGUUUCCCCCGUCGGCCGCGUUUGUCCGCAUUGUCGACGCAGUUCGAUAACAAUAAUAAUAAUAAUAGUAACUACAAUACCUAGGUGCGUUGUAUAAUACUGUACUUUUGUUGUCAUUGCCGAUUGCCGAUCGUGGAAAAAUGACGGACACGAAACCGCUGUUGGACAACAGCGAUAUGACCGCUCAAAAAGCUUCGGAAGCAGAUUCUCCUUCUUCGUCCAUUAUUGAUUCCAAUACAUUAUCUAAUAAUGUACCAAAUGAAAAUUCAGAUUUUACAGUUCCUGAGAUGGGACCUGAAAAUGCUGCUUCUAAAGUAACAUGUAGAGUUUGUCAAGAAAUGAUUGAUGUAAUUGGUAAAAGGGAACAACAUGUUGUAAAAUGUAAUCGCUGCAAUGAAGCUACUCCUAUAAGAAGCGCUCCAGCAGGCAAGAAAUACGUACGCUGUUUGUGUCACUGUCUUUUAAUUUGCAAAAGUACGUCACAACGUAUUGCUUGUCCCCGUAUAAACUGCAAAAGAGUUAUAAACUUAGCGCCAAGUCCAGUAACACCCCCAAUACCUCAGGUUCCAGGCAUGUGUCGCGUUACUUGUGUGCACUGCCAGGAUACAUUCCUUUUUAAUAUGUUACAAAACGCAUUGGCCAGAUGUCCGCAUUGCCGUAAAGUGUCUUCUGUUGGCCCUGAAUUCGCCAAAGCAAAAGCCAUAUUUUUCCUCAUUUUAUCCGUAAUAUUGUUUAUUAUUGGUGGAGGUGUUGUAUUCUUCACAUACUCAAACGCAAAGGCUCACAGCGGUUAUUUCAUUAUUCACAUUGGUAUCCUCAUAUUAACACUUUUAGCACUUUGGAAAUGUAUAUAUUACUGCCGAAUUAAAGUCAGCUCUAUUGAUGGACCUGUUUAAAAAUAAUAAUAUAUUGUAUCCUUAGAAUAUUGGCCAUUUUAAAUGUUAAAAAAAAUUAUUUUAUACUAUGGUAAAUAAUUAUUGUAGUUUUAUACCUCUUGUUUUUUUUUUUUUUUUUGUUUAAUAUUAAUUGUAUUUGUCGAAUCUUAUAAUAUGAAGAAAAAGAUUCUAUUUACAAGUGUACACUUGUGCAGUGAUGUUGAACAAUAUUAAUAAUUCCAUAUUAUUACUAUUGUUGAUGACGAUAAUCUUCUAUUUUAAGUAAAAAAAAAAAAUUAAAAUUUUAAAGACAUUCUUCAAUCUAACAUUUAAGAAAUUGAUGUCUGUUCCAGAUAACUUAAGUUUAAUAAUUGAAUUAUGUUAUGUAUCCAAUAAUUA
Molecule: messenger RNA, 1960 nt
Organism: Myzus persicae (green peach aphid)
Lineage: Eukaryota; Metazoa; Arthropoda; Insecta; Hemiptera; Aphididae
Product: type 1 phosphatidylinositol 4,5-bisphosphate 4-phosphatase
Exons: 6
Coding region: 827-1582 (251 amino acids)
Biological process (GO): phosphatidylinositol dephosphorylation
Cellular component (GO): late endosome membrane; phagocytic vesicle membrane; lysosomal membrane
Molecular function (GO): phosphatidylinositol-4,5-bisphosphate 4-phosphatase activity
Source: RefSeq, a predicted model, not a curated record